GCUUUUGCUCUACCUGGCCUUCGAGGUGAAGGUUCUUCAAGAGCUACCAGCACCACCCCUCAAGGAAGUAGAAUGGUUGGUGAGGACUGUCAACUGAGAAGGAAUGAUCCGUGUGUUCGUCCUUGAUUCUAGCUUUGGUUUCUCUUCUGGUGGAGAUUAAAGAUGAUUGCAAUUCCAUACUUGACGGCAUUGAGCACCUACUUUAGCUAUGGUCUGCUCUUUGCCUUCGGUCAAAUCAGAGAUUUCUUCAGGAAACUUUUGGACUGGUGCAGCUCUAACAACCUUCAGGGUUACGCGCCGAUAUGUUUAGGACUCGAAGAUUUUUAUAUUCGUCGACUGUAUCUUCGUAUUCAGGAUUGCUUUGGAAGACCAAUAUCUAGUGCUCCUGAUGCGUGGUUUGAUGUAGUGGAGCGCUACUCCAACGAUAAUAACAAGACCCUGAAACGAACGACAAAAGUAAGCAGAUGCCUUAACUUGGGAUCGUACAACUAUCUUGGUUUUGCUGCGUCAGAUGAAUAUUGUACACCCAGAGCAAUUGAGUCACUGAAAAAGUAUUCUGCAAGCACAUGCAGUAGUCGGGUGGAUGGGGGCACUACUGCACUGCACAAUGAAUUGGAGACAUGUGUCGCCAACUUUGUUUGUAAGCCAGCUGCUAUAGUUUUUGGAAUGGGCUAUGCCACCAACUCUGCUGUUCUUCCAGUUCUGAUGGGGAAGGGAAGUUUGAUCAUCAGUGAUUCAUUGAACCACAACUCCAUUGUUAAUGGUGCACGUGGUUCUGGAGCUACUAUUCGUGUUUUCCAGCACAAUACUCCAUCUCAUCUUGAAGAGGUUUUGAGAGAACUAAUUGCUGAGGGACAGCCAAGGACCCACAGGCCCUGGAAGAAGAUAAUUGUUAUUGUGGAGGGGAUAUACAGCAUGGAAGGAGAGAUAUGUAAACUUCCAGAGAUCAUAGCUAUCUGCAAAAAAUACAAGGCGUACACAUAUUUGGAUGAGGCACACAGCAUUGGGGCCGUGGGCAAAACUGGAAGAGGUGUCUGUGAGCUCUUAGGUGUGGAUACUGCUGAUGUUGACAUCAUGAUGGGGACAUUCACCAAGUCGUUUGGAUCAUGUGGAGGCUAUAUUGCAGGGUCUAAGGAGCUUAUCCAGUACCUGAAGUACACUUGCCCUGCUCAUCUUUAUGCUACUUCAAUUUCACCUCCAGCCGCGCAACAAAUUAUAUCUUCCAUAAAGGUUAUUCUCGGAGAGGAUGGUUCCAAUAGAGGUGCCCAAAAACUUGCACAAAUUCGUGAGAAUAGCAAUUUUUUCAGGUCAGAAUUGCAGAAGAUGGGAUUUGAGGUUCUUGGGGAUAAUGAUUCCCCUGUAAUGCCCAUCAUGCUUUACAACCCAGCCAAAAUCCCUGCCUUCUCUAGGGAGUGCCUAAAGCAGAAUGUUGCUGUUGUGACUGUGGCUUUUCCAGCAACCCCACUAUUGUUGGCAAGAGCCCGCAUAUGCAUAUCUGCUGCUCAUUCAAGAGAAGACCUUAUCAAAGCCUUGGAGGUUAUCAGUAAAGUUGGUGAUCUGGUGGGUGUAAAAUACUUCCCUGCUGAACCGGCGAAGCUGCAGCAGGGGGGAAGAACCAAGUUAGAUUGAGAGAGAAGGCAUGUUGCUCAAGCUCAUACUUACAAUAAGAGCCCACUUGAUUUGGACUGUAUGGUAUGCUUCAUGGUGUAAUGCCGUCAUUUUUAUGGGGUUGUUCUUUGACACAAAUGAAUCCUCGUGUUCUUUUGGGGGAGUUUCUAUUCAGUUGCAGUGGAUAGUAGGAACUUAGUCCCUGUUUUCUGCGUCUAUUCGUAAACUCCUUGAGUUCUGUCCUUAAGAUAGUAGAUACUUUUUUUUUUUUUUCAUUCUUAUAAUGCAAUCAGUUUUAAAUCAACUGAUGGGUGACCUGAAUUCAAAGUCGUCUUAUUUUGCUGAACCUCAAAAAGGGAAGGGUCUGCUUUGGGCCUGAAGAACGCGUUACAUAAGGUCAUUCUAUUACGAAUGUGCGGCUGUUGGAAAGAUCAUGUUUUAUUCUUCCGGUUGGCAGAUUAUUCCAUCCCUUUUCCCCCCAUAAUAGCCGGGAGAUUAGAUUCCAUUUUGUCAUGCGUGAGAAUGAGCCGACAGAAGCCAUAAUUAUCAUCGCAGCUUUUUUUU
Molecule: messenger RNA, 2172 nt
Organism: Neltuma alba
Lineage: Eukaryota; Viridiplantae; Streptophyta; Magnoliopsida; Fabales; Fabaceae
Product: long chain base biosynthesis protein 2a
Exons: 13
Coding region: 163-1629 (488 amino acids)
Biological process (GO): ceramide biosynthetic process; sphingosine biosynthetic process
Cellular component (GO): serine palmitoyltransferase complex
Molecular function (GO): serine C-palmitoyltransferase activity; pyridoxal phosphate binding
Source: RefSeq, a predicted model, not a curated record